Molecule: messenger RNA, 310 nt
Organism: Racocetra persica
Lineage: Eukaryota; Fungi; Glomeromycota; Glomeromycetes; Diversisporales; Gigasporaceae
Source: the annotation of a GenBank genome assembly
UAUCAACCAUAUUCCACCUAAACCCCGUAAGAUUCUUCAACUUUUGCGUCUUCUCCAAAUCAAUAACGGUGUAUUUGUUCGAUUAACUAAGGCAACAAAACAAAUGCUCCAAUUGGUUACACCCUAUGUUGCAUAUGGUGAACCAAAUUUAAAGUCUGUCAGUGAACUUAUUUACAAACGUGGUUAUGCGAAAGUAAACAAGCAACGUAUCCCUAUAACCGACAAUGCUAUCAUUGAACAAAAUUUGGGGAAAUUUGGUAUUAUCUGCAUCGAAGAUUUGGUUCAUGAGAUUUACACUGUUGGUCCAAAU